Melanotaenia boesemani (Boeseman's rainbowfish) is the source of this 1783-nucleotide messenger RNA. RefSeq names its product oligodendrocyte transcription factor 3 (gene olig3). Lineage: Eukaryota; Metazoa; Chordata; Actinopteri; Atheriniformes; Melanotaeniidae. Gene Ontology annotation, molecular function: protein dimerization activity. The record is from RefSeq and is a predicted model, not a curated record. The coding region runs from base 226 to 1116 and encodes 296 amino acids. The transcript has a single exon.
GUCUGCAGCAGAAGCAGAGUGGUCACCGGUGUGAGAGGAAGAACAGCAGAGUGGGACAGAAGACAUACAGGCAACAUCAGGUGACCAGAGCGACCAAAGGCUCCAGAAACAGAGGAAGAGAGAGAAAGGAGAGAGGGGGAGGAGAGGAGAAGAAGAGAGUGACAGUAGAGAGGGAGGAAGCAGCAGCGACCUCCUACCCAAAAAUCUCGGAAGCAAACCCAUAAAAUGAAUUCGGACUCCAGUCCGAGCAGCAGAGCCUCUUCCCCGGAUAUGGACGGCAUGUUUCUCCGAGACCACCACCAGCACCAUCAUCAUCACCAUCACCACCACGUCGGCUCCUCUGUAUCCUCCUCCACCCAGAGCGGUGAGCAGCGUCAGAAGAUGACCGGCGGCGAGCACCUGCGCUCCGGCGACGGCAAGUCACCGUCCGUGGGAAGCAGCAGCAGCAGCAGCAGCAGCAGCAGUAGCAGCAGCAACAAGUACAAACUCAAGAAGCAAGUCACUGAGGAGGAAAUGUAUCAACUCCGUCUCAAGAUUAAUGGCCGGGAGCGGAAGCGCAUGCACGACCUCAACCUGGCCAUGGAUGGCCUGCGCGAGGUGAUGCCCUACGCACACGGGCCCUCCGUGCGGAAGCUGUCCAAGAUCGCCACGCUGCUCCUGGCCAGGAACUACAUCCUGAUGUUAACCAGCUCCCUGGACGAGAUGAAGCGGCUUGUGGGGGAAAUUUACGGAGGACAACACUCGGCUUUCCACUGUGGCACCGUGGCGCACGGCCCCGGCGCCGGUGGACACUCCGGUGGUCCCGCAGCUGCUGCAGCCGCCGCAGCCGCCGCUGCGCACCAGGUGCACCCGCUCCUUGGGAGCGCGCUGUCCUCCUCCACGUCCUCCACUCUGUCGAGCGCGCUUCCAGGGCUCACGUCUAUCCGAGCCCCUCACACUCUGAUGAAGGGCUCUCCAGCUGCGCCCCCGGCCCUGCAGCUGGGCUCCGGCUUUCAGCAUUGGGCCGGACUGCCGUGUCCUUGCACCAUCUGCCAGGUGCCCCCUCCUCCGCACAUCCCCAUCACCUCCACUGGCCUCACGAGACUCACAGGGGAGGGAAAGGACGGAAUGAAAUGAUGUCUAACAGAAAGCAAAGACUGAACGAUGUAAUGAUGUUUGUAAAUAAUUAUAAAUAGAGAAUUCAGGGCAUGAGGGGGGGAUUUUGCCUUACUGGUGCAUGUUAUUGUUAUGUCUGUUUUCUUGUUAAACGUAUGAGAAAAAAUAUUUCCUCCUUGUAACAAGGACUUAUAUAAAAAAAACUGCUGAUUUGCCAGUUGAAGGUUAUAAGGAUAAAGUUGCAUCAUGCAACAAAAUGCCGCCUCCCGGGCUUAAAUAUUAUUUCACGCCACGUGAAAAGUGUAGGAGGCUGCAUGAACAUUUUGAAUUAAUUUUUUAUUGUUAUUAUCAGGCGUCAUUUUGUGAAAACGAAGAAUGCUCUCUGUGCCUUGUACCAAGGAUUUUAAACUUAUAUGAAAAUGAUGACAUUCAUGGGUUUGGCAGAAAGAACUGCCAGCGCAGAAAUCUGUUUUCAAAUCUAAGUUCUUAGAUUUUUAUUGGGUGGCUCAUUGUGCGUCCAUUUGUGCUCUGAUUUACUUUAUUUGUUGUUGUUUUUGCAUGAUGGUGAAAGUAAUGAUGAUCAUAGCAUGAUUGUUCUAUUGCUUUUUCUUAACUGAAUUGCCCAGAGACUCAAUGUCUUUAUUUUUGUACAUUGUUGAUGACUGAUAAAAUAUUUAUUAUUGCCCAG